Messenger RNA from Ipomoea nil (Japanese morning glory), 1434 nucleotides. RefSeq lists its product as uncharacterized. Bases 1 to 1434 code for a protein of 477 amino acids. The transcript is spliced from 3 exons. The record is from RefSeq and is a predicted model, not a curated record. Lineage: Eukaryota; Viridiplantae; Streptophyta; Magnoliopsida; Solanales; Convolvulaceae.
AUGCGACGGUUGGGGUUCAGUGAGGUUUGGAUUGAUAUGGUGUUUCGGGGUGUGUCGAAUGUUUGGUACUCAGUAAUAGUGAAUGGCAUAAAGGAGGGGUUUUUUACUUCGUCUAGGGGGCUUAGGCAGGGGGAUCCGCUAUCCCCGACUCUUUUUGUUAUUGCGGCGGAGGUUCUCUCCGUCUAUCUUGCCCGAGGCUAUGAUGAUUACACAGUGCCCCGGUUCACCCAGCCGUCGGGGACACCACAUAUUCAUCAUCUGGCAUAUGCAAACGAUGUCAUUAUUUUUUGCACAGCUAGACUUGGGGAAAUUACAAAGGUCAUCUCAGCUCUUAAAGACUAUGAGGAGAUAUCGGGGCAGUUGGUGAGUUUUCAGAAUAGUGCGUUUUAUAUGGAUCCUCGCACGCCGGUCCGAGUAAUUGAUGAAGUUCGCAGGGGGACCGGGUGUGCGCAUAAUGACUUCCCCUUUACAUACCUUGGGUGUCCGGUAUACAUAGGUCGUAAGAAACGCAUUUACUUUGCCUCUGUGAUUGACAAAGUUAAGGCUAAAUGCUUGAGUUGGCAACAGCGACCUGCGCGCCGCCCAAGCAAGUCGUUAUGGACUUGGAACGGUGCUUUGCAAGCUUCUUCUGGAAGCAAUCUGGGGGGGCCCAGUACCAUUGGAGCUCGUGGAAAACUCUCUCCUUGCCUAAGAAGGAGGGGGGGUGUGGGUUUCCUGGACUUGGACCUGAUGGUUCGGGCGGCAAGUGCAAAGUUGUGGUGGAACUUUCGCACGGAACACACGUUGUGGUCAGACUUUAUGCGAGCCAAGUAUUGUAGACGGGUUCAUCCAGUUGCUAAGGUGGCCCGGUAUUCAGAUUCGCACACUUGGAGGCGAAUGCUUGCAGUUCGCGAUGAGGUAGAGCAGGUCCAAACUUGGCGGUUGUUCCAGGGUCGGGUUAAUUUCUGGUGGGACAACUGGUUAGGUUUGGGGCCAUUAGGCAAGCUGUUUCCAUUCCCAAGGGUUUUUUACUCCCGGGAGAUGUUCCUGGACUACAUGCACGAGGGUGCACUGGAUCUCACUGGUCAUGAGGAGUUGUUAUAUGCUGGGGUCCUUGUGGACUUGUCCCGGAUGGGCCAGGGCCCGCGGGAUAUCCCGCUUUGGACUGCAGCCUUGGACGGUAUGUUUUCCUUUUCUUCCGCCAAGGCCUACCUUAGGCCUAUUUUGCCCAUUGUGCUGGAUCCCCUUCUGGCUAAGUGUUGGCGUAAGCAUCUCCCUUUUAAGGUGUCUUUCCUAGCUUGGAGAGUGCUUCGAGGGCGGGUACCCACGGAUGAUGCCUUGUCUCGGUUCGGGCACGUGCUCGUUUCAAAAUGUAGGUGUUGUUCAUCCCCAGCUUCUGAGACUAUUACACAUGUUGCCUUGCUUGGUGAUGUGGGAGCUAUGGAAACACCGUAA